CAAUUAGAUUACAAUAUAGGCACGGUAUGUAAAAAUUGUUUUUUUUUUUCGUUCAGGAGCAGCGGUCAGUUGCGCAACACGCUGAGCCGCGCUCGUGAGCUGUGCGAGCGAUGGCGGAGCGGUGGUGGAGCGUCGCCGGCGCCGCCUGCCCCCCCUCCCGACGACGAGGGAGGGGGGCGCCUGGCCAGGUGGUUCAGCGUGCGCAGGGGCUCCUCGCACCAGUACGACAUGCAUGGACACGAGACGGACAAGAUGCCAAAAUUACCAGAGUUGGAGGAGGACUUGUUCUCAUGCGGGGGCGAAGUGCGAGGGGGCAGGGUCCCGCCGCCGUCGCUGGGCGCGCCGCCGGACUCGCUGUCGCCGGUGCAGCUGCGGCGCCGGCACGUGGUCGCGGCCAUCAUACACAGCGAGAACUCAUACGUCGCUACACUGCAAAGGCUUAUCAAUGACUACAAGAAACCCCUCGAGGAGAGUAGCCCAGCGAUUCUGAACGCAAGUAAAAUCCAGACUUUGUUCCACCGGCUGCCUGACAUCCUGCAAUGCCACCUACACUUCCGCACUGCGCUCGCUGACUGCGCGCGAACGUGGGACCGCGAUGAAAAAAUAGGCGAGGUCUUUUUGAGCGCGUUCUCAAAGGCCGUGGUGCUCGACGUGUAUUCGGACUUCAUCAACAACUUCUCUGUUGCCAUGGAGCUCGCUAAGAUCGAGUCGAAGCGCAAGUCAGCGUUUGCUGACUUCUUCAAGGUCAAACAGAUCAGCGCUCACGACCGACUGUCCUUCUUUGGCCUGAUGGUGAAACCCGUGCAGAGGUUUCCACAGUUCAUCAUGUUUUUACAGGACCUUCUAAAACACACUCCCCCGGGCCAUGCUGACCGCGUCUCCCUCCAACGUGCCUUGACGAGGCUAGAAGCCCUAGCCGAUGCCUUGAACGAGAGGAAACGAGAUGCUGAGAGGACACAGGCUUUCCGCGCGGCAUUGCGACGGCUAACGCGCGGCGGUGUAGCGGGCGCAGGGGGCGCUGGUGGCGCCGCGCGGUUUGGUGCCGCGCGACUACUCGCCUCGAGAGCCGACAAGCGGCAUCUGUUGCGGCAAGACGACUUGCUGCAGUUGGAGUUCAACCAAUCUGGUGGUCUAACAAAAUGCAAGCCGCGUCGUCUGCUCCUACUGAACGACCUAGUGGUGUGUGUGUCAGUGGGUGCGGGGAGUGAUGACGCCGAGCGGCUCGGCCUCAAGUGGGCGCAUCCAGUGCAAGACGUCGAGGUGCUAGAUACUGGCACCUCGCCUACGCUUAGCAGGGUGCUCGCUCAAGGUAUGAACCGCAGCGGCAGUCUACGAUCAAACUCGAGCAGUAGCGUCCCGUCCACGUCAACAGGUGACUCCCUCUGUAGUGAGAUGUCGGCGUUGAUGCACGACUACGAGACGGUGUCCCGCAUGGCCGACCUCGCCGCCUCGCUGCGCAUGCCCUACCCCGAGCUAGGAGCUGAUACGUUUAAAGCGCUGCUGCAGAACAUUCAGCAAAGCAUACAGAAAAAAGACGACGAGAUGGCGUGGGUGGACUCAUGCUGUCUACAGCUAACCAUCCGCGGUCGCGAGGAGCCUUUGACCUUCCGCGCCAACGAGCCGGGCGCGAGGCUGGCGUGGGCCACCGAGCUGAGGCUGGCACAGCUGGCGCAGGCCUCCGCCAACUCACCCGCCUGGAGGUUCCCCUCGCAACAUGCGCCUGCGCAUAAAAUGCCGCUGUUCGUCGCGGCAACGCCCGUGUAUUCGUCACGGCAACUUACCGAGGUCCGCUGCGGGUGUUUCUACACGUGUCGCGGCGGCGGGCGCGGCGCCCCGCUGCGGCGCGCGCGCUCGCUGCUGUGGGUGAGCGCGGCCGGCGCCUGCGACAGCCACGUGGCCGUGCUCACGCACCGCGCCGCCAAGCUCAAGACGCUCGUCACGCUCGACCUGCCCGACACCAAGGUUACCUCAAUGGAAUUCGCACGUGGUGUACGACAAGUAACAACGUUAAGUGGCGACACUGUAUGGCUCGGUACCGAAGAUAAGAAAAUUAUCAUAUUCUCAGCAAUUGAACCCGAAAAACAAGAGAAGUUAUCAGAAGUACCCACGAUCGCGUCCAUCACGCAGAUUCGAUACCAUUGCGAUGCUAUGUUCGUGGGCCUGUCUAACGGGCGCGUUUCGGUGUACCGGCGGAACCACGACGACUCGUGGGCGCUGCAGGAGCCGCUGGCCAUCGAGCUGGGUGACCGGCCCGUGUACUGCGUGUUGCCUGUCGACGGCAUCAUAUACGCCACAUGUGGCCGCCGCGUGUUCGCUAUCAACGCGCUCACCGCUGAAAUCAUGCGCAUAUUAGAACUCAAAGGUGACGGUGACCGAUCUGUAAAGUAUCUAGCGCACUCAGGUGUCGGCCUCUGGACUGCUUUCUCAGAUUCGACGUACGUGAGUUUGUAUCACGCUGAAACUUUUGAACACCUGCAAAACAUUGACAUCGCAGCUGACGUUGCGAAGACGAUCGGCGCGCGGGAAGGAAGCAAACCAGCAUACGUAUCAGCCCUGCUGGCCUGUCAGGGCCUGCUGUGGGUGGGCACGACGGCCGGCGUCAGCGUGACCGUGCCCCUGCCCAAGCUGGAGGGUUUGCCGCUCGUGGGCGGACACAUCGCCGCCUCAUAUCACGCGCACGCCGGACCCGUGUCCUUCUUGCUCUCGCUCAUGCCGGAGACCAGAGAUGUGGACGUUAAUACGGUGCGGCGGAAUCUUUCCAACGCUCGCGCCCUCGCCGAAACCGUUAACACACUCCAAGAGUUUAAGGAGGAAGAUGGCAAAGAAGACACAGAGAAACCUAAGCUGGAGAGAAGAAUAUCAGAAGAAGCCAGCCCAUACAGACCACAACGUGUCCAGUCUGCUGUGGUGCGACGGAAGAAACCAGGUGACGUUAGGCUUAGUAAGACUUUACCAAAGUGCGCAAACCUGAAUGCAUGCGACGUAUACGGUCUCUACGGAGAUCUGAUGUUCGUAAAAGACUGCGUGGGAGAAGCAGACGUGAAUGGGUCGGGAGGCGAGGCGCUGCGGCGGAGCGACCCCGAGCUGGCCGCCAUCCCCUUCCGCGUUAGCACGCUGGACCGGCGUCUGCGCAUGCGCGCCGGCCGGCCACGCAGCCUGGACCUGUCCAGCUGGUCGGUGGACUCGCGCGCGUCAAGCCUGUGCACGUCGUCGGGCAGCGAGGAGUCCAUGGCCCUGCGCGGCGUGUCUCGCACCAGCUCGGGCGCGUCGGGCGCGGCGGCGCUGGCGCCGGUGGCCGUGUCCACGCCGGACUCGGGCUCGGCCAAGUCCAGCGGGUCUGAGCGCUCGGAGCGGAUAGGAAUGCGCGCGGACGCGGGCGAGCCCCGCAGCGCGGCGCGCAGCCUGCGCGGCGCGGACUUCGUGGUGGGCGAGGGCGCGGCGCGGCGCUCCGUGCUCACGGUGGUGGGCGGGCGCGGCUACGUGGACUGGCGCCAGACGGCGGACGCGGCCGAGCGCCCGCAGCCCGCCGCCGACCCCAACCCUAAGGACGCGCACCUCAUCCUCUGGGAGAUGCGCUUGUGACCGCCGCGGCAUCCGCUCGCCCAUCUUCCCACGGAUGUAGUUUUGUACUUCGCGAUUUAUGUGUCAUAUUUAAUUUGUCAAUGGCCUGUAAAUAUAGUGCUAAUUUUGUAGACUCGUAAGGUUUCCUCGAAUGAAAAUACGAUGCUACAACACCGACACGUCCGUUAACGUUGCAAUAGAAUAAAAUUCGUUGCGUGACUCAAAAGUUUACUUUUGUAAAUUAUGCAAAGCUUUAAAUUGUUUUCGAAGUUGAAGCUCGCCGCUGGCUCGACGUUUACAUCUGUUUAGUAUUAACGUGUUAAUUAAACUGGUGCAUUAUUUUUGUGAUCAUCUAUUAAAAUGUUGAUAAAUUCGUAAAGAUUUUAUAUCGUAUGGGUGCAUUAUAUUUAACUGUAUGUUUAGGGGUCACUGAUAGUGCUGGUUUUAGAAAGAUUUUUAUGAAUACACAUCACACUUUGUAUGAUGCUAUCUCACAAUCAAUAUUGCGUAUCUGAAUAUAUGUGUCAUAAAACAGAAACUAUACAUUUGAUUUAUGUUUUAAAACAAAUUAUAAUAUUUUUCUGCAGUUCAAUUUAUUACGAUAUUCUCAAUUCACUAGCUAAACACAGAUGUAUUUGCCACCAAACAAAUUGAACCAUUGCCAGUAACGCAAAGUCAGACCAACAUCAAUGAAUUUUUAACAGUGUGUAACAAAUUAUAUAAACAUCAAUUUAUCAUUAUAUUUUCGAUUUGAAAACUAAUAUAUAAAUAACAAGAACCGCCUUUGUUUAGAAUAAUUAAUUACAUUUGUAAAGUUGUUUAUAUCAGAAUAAACCCUGUUAACAUAUUAUUAGUUUGUGUCAGUUUUAACUUUGUACUAAUUAAUUAUAUUAUUAGUUGUCGAUGUAAAUUGGUUGCAUAACAAAUAACAUAAUGGUGGCCUUAUUAUGUACUUGAAUACUUCCAGUGUAUGAUUUGUAUAGCAUUUGUUUAAGCUUUAUUGUUAGACAUUAAUGUCGCUUUAAGAAUUAGACUGAUUUAGCUAAGCGUUAAAAUGUAACUGUUAAUGGAAUUAUUAGUAAAUAAGAUGAACGACGACAUUUUAAUGUUUGUAAAAUUCCUGUGCACUUCGAUGAAUGAAUGCAACCGCAUUUGAAAACUUGCACCUUUAUAAAUCGAACGAACAGCAUAUACCCGUAAAACUAGAACAUGUUAUUAAAUUUAUUAAUGUAUUUCUGAAGUUAUAAUUGUCUACAGUGUCUUGUUGCAUACGGUCGCUACGUGUGAAACUUGAUCAUGUUUUGUCGAAGUUAAUAAUCUAAUUAUCACUUUACAACACAUGUUGUUUUCCCAAUAGUUAUAUAUCUUACAAGUCUAUUAAAGUUAAUCGUUACGAUAUUUGUUUUCGGUCAGUAAUCUCACAAAACAAGUAUUUGUUUUGAUCGCCCAAA
Molecule: messenger RNA, 5012 nt
Organism: Trichoplusia ni (cabbage looper)
Lineage: Eukaryota; Metazoa; Arthropoda; Insecta; Lepidoptera; Noctuidae
Product: rho guanine nucleotide exchange factor 10
Exons: 11
Biological process (GO): actin cytoskeleton organization; positive regulation of stress fiber assembly
Molecular function (GO): protein binding; guanyl-nucleotide exchange factor activity
Source: RefSeq, a predicted model, not a curated record